AUGUCAUUAAUUUGUAAAAAUAUUUAUGAAUGUCGUCAGCAAAUAGUAUAUCAACCAUACCUUUGGUCUAAUGAUCCUGAUAUUCUUGAAUGUGGUAAAUGUGAUAAUUGUAAAAAGCAUGAAGCUGAUGGAGCCGUUAUAUAUGUAUUUUGUGGUGCUAAAAAUGCUAAUGUGCGUGAUAAAGAUCUUACAAGCAUAAAGAAUAUGGAUAUAAUAAAAAUAAUUGAACUCAAAUCUUGGAAAGAAGGUUUUUCAAAUUUAGUGGAUUCACAUUAUAUUAUUAUAUUGUUGGAACUAUGGACAUUGCUAUAG
Messenger RNA from Funneliformis geosporum, 312 nucleotides. The record is from the annotation of a GenBank genome assembly. Lineage: Eukaryota; Fungi; Glomeromycota; Glomeromycetes; Glomerales; Glomeraceae.